Lymnaea stagnalis (great pond snail) is the source of this 15453-nucleotide messenger RNA. Lineage: Eukaryota; Metazoa; Mollusca; Gastropoda; Lymnaeidae. The record is from the annotation of a GenBank genome assembly.
GGUGUUUUCGGGGAAAUUAGCCCGCAUGUUCACUUCAGACGACCGUGGGUCUCGCUGCACCCGGGAGCAAACACCCUACUUUGUUCAAACACUGAUGACACGCUUGCUGUCUUCCCAUGUUUGAACAGAGGACAAUGUGAGUUAGGUCUACACCCCCGUAAUUAAGUAGUGUUUUCCUACGGCUGACAUUUCAACUAUCCAUUUAAGAGCAUUGUUGUAUUUAGGUUUAUAAUUAUUCAUAGGCAGUGGCGCAUCCACUGUUAGUGCCGCCAGGGUGGGCCAUCCUGUUUUGCCACCUCUGGCCGCGAAAGAAAUUCUGCAGUUAGCCGAAAAAACAGCAGCCCCUUCAAUAUGAGGAUAAUGUGACCCGUGGAGUGGACUGUCCCCUCCCUACACCAUUUGUGCUUUCUUUAUAUUAACUUCGCCUAAGUUCGUGUGUUUCUUUAUGGCUGGAUGUGUGGCAAAUUCCCCGGACGGUUCGUUGACUCACUUCCCGUCAAACCUAUCAAGCUGAAACUUAACACAUAGACUCCUUGCCAAUGACAACAAAUUCUUUCAAAAUUUCAGCCCCAACCGCCCAAAAAUAAAUUUUUUCCAGUUUUUCAAUGAGACGUCGAAGGAAAUAUGAUGCCAGUGAUUUCACGAAAUAAAAUACCCAAAUAACUGCGCUAAGUAAGAUUCUUUUAUUAAGAAAUAUCGCAAGUGCGUUUGGUGCGCAACAUUUUACGUUAUUUAUGGUUCUGAAAUAGUUGGUGUAAUAAAUUUGCGGUGCAAAAGCGUUUGGGUUAUUAGAAUAUAUUUAUAAAGUAAAAUAAUUUGAAGUGCUGAUCAAGAAGUUCAACCACAAACUUUGCUUUUAUGGGCUUUUUAAUUAUCUCCCAGGUCAAAUUUGAUUUUUUUAGAAGCGUUAAUUCCUAUCAAUAGUUUGUUUGUUUGUUUUUUUUUAAUUGUUGGAUUACCGAUUUCGUAAAUCCAUCUCUGAAAUUCACUUAGCGUAUGUUAAGAAGAUCAUCAUCUUAAAAAAAAAAGAACUAUACACAUAAAAAUACAACUAAUAUUUGUCAUAGUAAUAAUGUUAAUAAUAAUAAUAUUUGAAAAAUGCUUAAAAUCUCCAGAGACCAGAACAGCAAUAUAAUUAAAUAUGUGUCCCCCUCAUUUUGACUUAAAAAGAAGGCAGCGAAGGAUGGAAACAGAUUAUAUGUAAACCGAGAGAAAGAGAGAGAGAGAGAGAGCGAGAGAGAGAAAGAGAGAACGGAAAAAAGAAAUACAGAUAGGGAGAGAGAGACAGAGAGACAGAGAGGGGUGUAGAGAUUUACAUAUAAAUAGAGAAAAGACGAUGGAAAAGAAAAAGAAAUAAAAACCAGAAUAAGACGGUUCGAGGGAUAGAGUGAAUUAGUUUAGUUAGAGUAGAGAAAGAUAAAUACUCUAGGGACACUCCUAUAUAUACGACAGAAUAAACCCAAAACAGUUCCCAUAAAAUCCAAUAUAUUAAUUGUUAAAAUCUCUCUCUCUCACUCUCUCUCCUCUCUCUCUCUCUCUCUCUCUCUCUCUCUCUCUCUCUCUCUCUCUCUAUUUGCCUUGAGACUACGGAAAGCGCACUUUCGCAUUUGCUGGUCCAACAAUUUGGAACGCCCUUUCUAUCGAUCUCAGAAACAACCAGACACUGGAGUCCUUUAAAACCGAUUUAAAGACACAUCUAUUUCGCAAACACCUUCUGGGAUGAUUGUCUACCGUAUUUUCCAGUUAAUGCAUAAUGGCGGUGUUGCUCAUGGUUGAAAUGUCUAGAAAGACUUUGACAUUGUAUGCUUGUAAUUAGUUUUUGUAGUGUUGCGUUUGUUUUAAAUGUGGUCAAUUAUAGAUAUGUUUUUUGUUGACUUUGUACCGCGCUUCGAGCCUUUGGGGAUGAAGCGUGUUUUUUUAAAUAAACUUUAUUAUUAUUAUUAUAUAUAAGAUUAAAAGCUGGCUGAUUUGUUCCUGGAAAUAUCUCUAUUAAUUUUUAACUCUGUCAUUUUAUCAGUCUGCUUCUCAUUCAACGGUUUUCUUCUACAAUUCUUCUCAAGUAUUUAUAUAUCUAUAUCAGUUAUUUUAUCGCCAUAUAGAUCUUGCUGUGAAACACGUAUCAAAUAUGUUUUGAAUAUAGUCAUUGUAUACUAUCGUCAGAAGGGCUUCUAACCGAUCGCUUAUUCAACAGUUAUGAGAUUUCACAGUGAUUUUAUUCUAUUCUUUUAAAUAUCUUUUUUUUUUUUAAUAUCCCGUUGGUUGAAAAGGAUUGUACAUUUCUGAAAAUAUAUUUAUCGAUGGGACAAAAAAAAACAACUUCAGAGAAUCUUUUACCAAACAAACUUAAAACNUAUAUAUAUAUAUAUAUAGGUGUCUUCAUCGCCAUUCUAGUAGGCGUUCAUUUCACGGCUGGCCACGACACUUCUUUUACAAUUCCAUGACUAUGGACGUAUAGGUUAUGUUCAAUGUUUAUGAAUUUGAAUCUUUUUUUUAUAUUUAAGUUUAAAAAAAACCAACACCUGAUCAACGAGAAAUAUUGUUUCGUCCGUCUCUCUUUUGUAUAUUAGAGGUAUAUCUCACUUUUGUCUCUCUUUCUAUAGUAUUCUAUACUGUAUGUCAUCUUCCGUUGAUCCUCUUGUCCGUCUGUGUAGUAAAGACAUGUAACUCGCUGCUAUCCCUCAAGCUCUCUUUAUAUAAUAUAUGUUUAUCUAACUUCUAUCCCUCUGUCAGUCUCCUCCAUCUCUCUAGUGUUAUAUUUGUCGCCCUCCUUUUAAACCUGCAUUUUUUCUUUCUAUUAUUAUUCAUUAAGGUUCUAGUGAUAUGAAUAAUUCCACAAUAUCUGCUUGACAAUGUUGGCAGAUCUUCAUGGACUACAAAUCGACUACAACUUAACUACACUACAGUGACUACAACCUAUUUCGAUAUUUUGCUGAUUGAUUUUCGGUUCUAAGUUGGUGCUGCAUGCAGCCGGAUAAUCGACUCAUAAAAAUCAGACCCUCUAAUGGCGAAAAUACAAUUUCGCUUUGAGCAGUGUGACACGCCCACGGUGAACAGCAGCGUGACACGCCCACAGUGAAUAAAUGCAUGACACGCCCAUGGUGAACAACUGCGUGACACGCCACUCAUCGAACAGCAGCGUGACACGCCCAUGGUGAAAUAACCAGGUUUCACUGCAGACCCCGUGGGUCAGAAAUUCGGGAAUAUCACAGGUCGUUAUCGAAAGGAAUCUCCAACGAUGGUGAAAGAAGAGAACAGAUUACCGCGAACGGCGCAUCGUAGAGAAAGGUGAUCUUUUAAAAAAAUAUAAUUUAUUUUAAAAAAAGUUAAUAAUAAUGUAUGUGUCAUUACAAAUACACAGUUAUUUAGAAGCAAACAUUCGUUCUAGGAGUAAAAGGAUUUUCUAAAUUAUUUUUAAUAGUUAAUUAGGCAAUCACCUGAGGUAGUUAAGAUAACCGCCAUGAAAAUACUCUUCAGAUUUAAUGUCCCUUUAUUUUUCCACACGAAUCGCAAAAUAAAAAAUUAAUAAAAAAGAAGCCAUGCAGGUCUCUAAAACAGUUCUACAUUGGAGUAAGCUCCCUUUAAAAAUCUAAACUGGAAAAUAAAAGCAUGAUGCCUUCAUACAAUUUAUAAAUAGCGCCUAUCCCUACAUCUAAAGUCAUGCUUUCACGAUGAACUAUAAUUUGAAAACAGAUUGUACACGUUUGAUACUUGACUAUAAUUUAAAUUUUAGACCUUUACAGGUAUGUAAAUGCAUUUUAUUAAAGUGUCAGUAAAGUCUUUAAACUUGUGAUGUUGCAAAAAAAAAAAAAAUCAAUAAAAAUAGCGAUGCAUGCGAAUAAAAGGAAAUAAGUCUGGAGCGGCCAGUACGAUACUUAUGGCCGAUUCCUAUAGCAGGAUUAGCACCAAUAAUACGGAUCAUCAAACAUAUCAAGCCUAGCAGUAUUUUAUAAAUUCCACUAAUUGUAAUUGGUUAAAUGAAACAGUUAUUAUGCUUUGAAAAGUGUUUAAAAAUAAAAUUUUGUUGUUAAAAAACAUUUUUUUUUUCGUUAUAUUGUUGUGACAUGUUUUGCUCCGAGGGGCACUUGACUUUCUGGAUUUUGCCUGCCGGAAACUGUGCCCUCUAUGAGCAUGCUGAUUAAUCCCUGCACAUGGCAUGGUAAAAUAUUCGUACUGUGUCAUCUCUAUCUCACCUGGCACGCUAGUAUCGUUAUGUUAAACUUUUUGACUUAUGUCAAUUAAACUUGUUCUUAUAAUGGUACCUUAUGUAAUGGGUCAAUCUUAUGUAAUGGGGUCAAUCUUAUGUAAUGGGGUCAAUCUUAUGUAAUGGGGUCAAUCGCUCAUUUUAAAAUUGUCAAAAGAUCGUUUGGUAAUGUGCUAAAAACAUUAUUUAAAACAAACAAAAAUAUGGUUUAAAAAAAAACAAAAUUUUUAUAGGGGUAUGAGACAUAAAUCAAUGCGCAGUGGGUGCGGAGCACACACAUUUGAGAAACACUGACGUAUAUGGAGCCAUAGCACUAUUCAAAAGCUUCCCUUUACCAGUAAAGUUCGUGCUGGCUUUGACCAGAUGUUCCCAUACCUUUCUAUAUCCUACAUCACCUGCGAAUCAGUUGAUAAGUCCCACACCCUAUAAGAAUGUAUGGUCCUGCAUCAGUUAAAAAAUGAAAAAAGAUGCAUUUUAAAAUACGCACAAAAAAACAACACACACACACACAUACAUACACACACAUACACAAACCAGAUCUGUAAAACAUUCCUUUAAAUGCAAAGGAGAAUCUACAACUUAGAAAAUAAAGUAAACUAAAAUGUAAAUGAAUACAAGAAAAAUAUUAUAUAUAUAUAUAUAUAUAUAUUUAUUUAUUUCAUAUCUUAAAAGGUAAUGUCUACUCUUUGAUUUUAAAUCCCUUUCCUCGGACCCUCUAACAUGUCACCCCCACGCCACCCCCCCCCCCCCCCCCGAUAUUGGAGUCGCGAGCACCCCAGGUGGUGAUUUGCAAGAGCAUUAGUUUCUUAACUGCAUAUGGACUUCUUCAGAAAGACUAUAUGUCAAUCAAUCAAUAGAUAUUUGGAAAAUAAAAUAAAAAUUAAAGUAACUUAAUACAUUUUUGAUGUGGAGUUUACAAAAUAGGAUAAGAAGUGCGAGCAUUCGUUGGAAUAAUUUGAAACAUAAAUACAGAUCGAGUCCAUGUUUCUCACUGCUUGCACUGUAACAAUACGCUGUAAAUGUUCGUACUUUGCAUGAAGUAUUGAUAACUGUACAUUUACAUAGUGAGUUGUUGUUUGCUGUUGUGUAUAAGGCAGAGAGCCCUUAAACUAGUUCAGAACGGUUAAAUAGAGUUCAUCACUUAAAGGUGUUCUAUUUAAAAUCUGUUUAAGGAUGCCAAAGAUUCGAUCUAUUAAAAAAAAUGCAUUUUCUUUUUUUUUUUUAAUUUUUUUGGUGAAAUAUUCUUGGCCAGCAUCAAGAUGUGCUGAAUAUUAUCAGGCCGCCUUGAAAUCUGGCAGAUAUUUCAAUAUGGACAUUAAAAGUAUCAGAAUACCAGGCUUGGCAUGGAUUCACGUAGACUGUAGAGCCAUCAAUUUUGAAUUUAAAUUCAACGCAGGACAAAUUCAUUUUUUGGGGCUGUGCACGUCAGCGAUUCAAUAUUUUCUUCUCAUUCGCCAUACUCCGUGCUAAAUGUGUUAGUUAAUUUUAAAAAAACAACAACAACAACAAAAUGCCAAACAAAAAAAAAAAAAAAACAACAACAACAAACUUCAUGGUUCUCAAAUCCGAAAAAAGCACACACAAAAAUAUCGUCUAUCGGUAUACAUUUAAACGUGAUCAAAUUCACACUAUUGAUAUAUGUGUGUUUUUUUUCAUCAAUUAUUUAUUUUGAUCUGAUCAAAUAUAUUGACCUUGUUUCCUUUUGGUGUCAGAUGCCAAUUGGUUUAUCUCAAUGUGUGUCAAUCUGUCUGAAGAUAUGAAUGAAAAAACUUUAAAGAGAAAAAAAACUAUUAUAAAUUCCGCAUGAGAGUUUUCGUUAUCCAUUUAUGCUUACCUAUUUAUCAUAUUCAUUAACUUUAUAGGGACAGUGCAUGUAGUUUGUCAAAUGUGUUGGAUUAGCUUGUGAACUGCGUUCAAGUGCUUAAAUCUUUGGUUCGUGGAUAGCGUUAGGAUAUCCUGUGUGUUCUAUGGAGUUAUCAUUGGUAUGUCACUGAAGUUAGUGUACGCAGUUAGCCGUAUUAAUAUUCCAUACAUAGUAGCUUAAUUGAGCGCGGUUGACUUGUCCUUCCACAUCUGACUCUUAUAAAUCGGAAUCGGAUGCUAGUGGAAAAAUUAACGUUUUCUUCUUUAUUUUGAGGGCCCACGAUCAAUGAAUUGAUCAUUCUGGCUGAUAAUUAUUGUAUUCGCGUAUUCAACCAUAGGUACGAAAAUAAUGUCAUCUGUACUUACGAAAUCUUUAUUCUAUUAGUGUGUAAUAUGUCAUCUGAAUUUAGGUAUUAUUCAUUACAUUAUUGCGUAAUAUUUCACCUGAGCUUAGGAAUUGUUUAUUGUAUUAGAGUGUAAUGUGUCAUCCGAACUCGGGAAAAAUUCAGUAUAUUUUGUGACCUGUCAUCUUCCUUUAUGCAUCGAAUGAAGCGUAAUUCUUGUGAAAGGUGUUGCCCAACCCCAUAACUCACUUAUCAUUGUGUAUGCUUUUGCCUUUUUAUUCUUACUGCUUGUACCUACAUAACAUGAAAGUCAUUGUGUUGGCUCUCUCCCCAGUAACUCUAGUGUAUAGAUCAGUAGGUUGUCUAUUCUCAGAACGUCUAUUUCAUUCGUAAUUUAGAGCUAGGCUUUGUAAUCUUUCUAUUUACUGCAUGCACUCAUUAAUUAUAUUAUUUAAAACCAUUAUGGUUUUCGUUUCGUUUCUUUUUUAGUUAUAGGUACGGCUAUGUCCUGAUAUAAAUGAACAGCAACCUCGUAGACAAAACGAAGCCUGAAAAUCUAGUUUAGGCUUAAAUAUUAAGUGGGUCGUAUCAAUUUGGGGAAUAUUGUCGAAACAAAUGAAAUGGAACCUAUGAAUAUUAAACUUUAUUCGGCGAAGAUUAAUUAGACACGAACAAUUUGUGUCAAUAUAACAAUAUAAGUUAAGCUUUUAAUAAUACAUUUACAUAAUACACUUGUACUGAUGUAUUCUGUAAAAUUAUUAUUAAAGCUUAAAUUACAGUGUUAUAUUGACACAAAUCGUUCGUGUCUAAUUAAUCUAUUUUUAAAGCGUUCAGUCCAACACUUUUUAUUUGGCGAAGCAGGUCAAGCGGUAAAGCUUGUGACGUCUUUUAGAAUCAUCCAAAUCCACGUGUGCCUUUAUGCGGGAAGUUUCCUGUGCUGUGUGGAAAUGGUGUGUUAAAAAGUGUUGCAUUCAACAGCAUAACAAGAUUCGCAAAAAAAAAAAAAGAAAAAAAAAAAAGAAAUAAAAAAAAAAGUGUUGCAUAAAAAAGAAAAAAAAGAUUCGAAAAAAAAAAAAAAAAGAAAAAAAAAAGAGAAAUAAAAAUAUGGCUAAGGCUUUAUUGCUGACUGCUAUAAUGUAUAUAGUCGAAACGUUUUUGAUUUGUUUUCCGUUCGUUAUAUUUUGAGCGUCCACAUAAACCUUGUUCCACUUGUUCCUUCAAACAACUUGAACGCAAUCCUUCAUUUUAAUAUCAAGCAUGGAAGGCGAUUUGCUUGGGGGAUAUGUUGUUUUUGUUUUUUUUAAAUUAAUAAUUUAAGACAACCUGCUCGGCUCACUGAAAACGUUGAAUGUACGGACACGUGAAAAGAAUCAGCAUUCGAUCGAUCAUUGGGGCGUUCCUCCUUACACAAAGGCUGUAUACAGCAUGAAGCCAACAGAACGGCUGUUGUCAUAGCACAAAAGAACAGCCAGGAAAUCUCAGAUUAGAUCAGUGCCUGGUGAUGACAAAAUCCAUCUGUUAUACCCGCUGCACCAGACAACUUUAAGCCCCAAUACAUUUUACCCGCCAUAUACGUACACUUAGAUAGAAUCAGCCCCAAAAAACAAAUCCCAUGACUACCAUGGUCUCAAUCUGCUUUGACGGACGAGCAAAAUAACAUUCAAUUGCUGCUAGCGGAUUGAAGUUUGAUUGUUUUUCAGUUGUUGUUGUUUUUUAAUGGUCCCUUUCAUAUAUUUUUGAAAGUUGCGAUUUCAUAAGAGUAGUGAAAGUUUUCCUUUAAAUCCAUCAAUGGAAUUGGAAGAACUUAAGGUGAUGAAACGACCAGAUUUAUUUAAAAGCUCUGAAUAUUUCAUGUAAGAAAACAGUUUUUUAAUCUUAAAAUCUACACGUUCACAUAACAGUUUACUCGGUGAAUAAAUGAGUACUUUGUGUUCAGAACGUAAAGUUGUUGCUCCUAACCUUAGAGGACAUUGAAAACUAUGUAACAAUUACCACACAUACAAUAAUUCAUGGUAUGAAUGGAAUAAACGAAACCCGGGCACCAGAAUGUUUUCCUUCUAUAAAAAAAAUAUAUAUUUCUUGUAAGAUAUACUGAUUUAAAAUUGCGAGAGUGGGUCGCCAUUACGCGCGUCCAUCAAAUCAAAUUUUCGAUGUGUGUUGUUUCGGUACUUUGGUUGAAGUUAUUUAUUUACGAAUUUGUAGCUAACAACUCCUGUAGUUACAGAAAAAAAAGAAGAAAAAAUUUAAUUAUUUUAGUGUGCGGAUUAUUGAAAUCCCAAAGUUUUUUUAGCGAUGAAAACCAAAAAGAGCAUUAGGUAAAUAUAUAUAUAUAUUUUUUUUAAAUUAAAAGAAAGUUAACAUGCUUAAAUCAUUACGCUUUGAAGAUUUCAUAUUAGUUGUUUUUUUUUAAUGAUAAAUCAAACCAGUGGGAAAAGAUAGUUUCAAACUGUUAAUCCCAAUAAUUUUUAAUUUUUCUUCUUCGUCUUAACAGCGCCCUGUCGCGUAAAGCCAUCGGCCUCUUGGUGCUCAUCACAUCUUUCGUCUGCUUCUUCUUUCUGGCGACGUACAUUGGCACCGUCCCCACGAUACUGUCCUCAACCGUUCCCGUCAAAGAAGAAGUCUCGACGGUCUUGUCUCGGGAUCCAGACCCACACCCUGGAGCCAACACGGCCACGCUCACGACAACGAAAGUCCCCGAAGGGCCACGGGAUGUUUCAAAAGACAACACACCUGCUGCUGCUGUUGUUGCUCCCGUUGUGAACACGACCAGUUCUACAACCGAAAGGAAAAGUGCCGGAACCAACACCAAGAUAACAAAUGAAACUGAACCGUCAGAGGCGGGUUUUCCGGCCAAUGUUACUGUUUCAAAAAAUAAAAACAUUUCAGACGUCAUUUCUUCAGAGCUUCGCCAAAGUGCUGACUUGAUCGGUCAGUGCGAUCGCUUGCCUUUCCUUGCGUGCGAUCAAACGAAGCUGAACGUUUCUGUUACCAAGCAGUUCCGGGUCUCCGUUCUGCGACGUCCGUAUUGGUUGAAAGCUUUCAAUUUCCAGCAGUGUGACUAUUCCAACUGUCUUUUCGACGACUCCCAGGUUACCGAGAGCACGGAUCUAGUCAUCGUGUACGUGGGGGGCCUCAACGAUAACUACAGACCGCCUAAAAGAUGGCCCCACCAGAGGUACGCGGCGGCAGUCUGGGAAUCACCGCAUCACACGGGUGCAAGUUUUCUAUAUGGUCAGUACUUCACAGAGUCAAAAUUAAUUAGCGGCUCAUUUCAAGACUAGGCUAUAUUCGGGAUUAUGUUGAGGCAGAUACCUACUCGACUCAAAGUGCACGUAUCUUGUUAUCGUGUAAGUUUUGGCGCCCUUUGAAGUAAGGGCUACGGGCGUUCCACAAUCCUUUCUGAUAACGGUCUUAGCUUCCAAAGGAAAAGAAGUUUCACUAAAUUCAGGAAUCCCCCUCCCUCCCCUCCUCCCCAGACCAAUGGAAACGACAACAUAUUCAACUAAACGCCACUUCCUCACUGAACGUAACAGCCUUUCACAUCUAGUGUUGGUUACCUUUUCUAAUGGUAAUGCAAUGGUAUUCCAAAUGCAUGUUCUGCCCCGAAACAUUUCUGCAAAUGAAUUCAUGCAGUACUGAAAACUUGACCUGAGUUGGAUAUAUUUUUUUAAAUAAUUUUGUGCGUGGUCAAAGUGAAGUUUAAAAAUAAGACAGUAUCUUCAAAACGUAGAUUGCUAGUUAGUUGCUUUGUCGACUUUGAAUCGUAUUUAACUAUAUCAACAGUAUUUAGAUUCUUUUAAAAAUUAAAACAAAAGAAUUUAAAUACAAUCAAAAUACAUGUUACAUUCGUUUUCUGUUUGAUCAUUAUCAUUUUUAAACAUGCAUUGUCAUGUAAUAUUUCUUCAUGACUUGUCUUUUUAAUCUCGCCGUCGAUUUCAGACAACCACUCCGUCUGGAAUCACGCCUUCAACCUUACUGCCACCUACAGGACCGAUUCCGACAUCUUCCUCCCGUACAGCAGGCUCAGGUUCCAGCCCAGGCCUCUGAAAGAGAGACCCAACUACAGUAGGUCCAAUUUCUAGUAGUAUUAGAAGAAAUGAUGGAAAAACAAUCCUCAUGACCACCUUGCCUAAGAUUGAGAAUCACUCUUUCUGUCCAUAAACUGUAUUACACCCCUUUUCUUUCCCACUUGCAGUCUUAUGUGUUGUUGUUUAAAAAAAAAAGAUGAGAACUUAUUUAAAAUGCACAAAUUAUUAAUUAAAUUAUUAAAAACCUGUUAUAAAACAAAGGGAGUCUAUUAACUAAAAUGAAAUUAAAAAAUAAUAAGUCGAUUAUAAUCCUUUCAUCUAUCGAUCGACCCUUCGGAGAAGUUACCCUCCACAUUGCGACCUGAAAGAAGCAUGCUAUACUACUACUAGCAUCUGUGUAUGGGACGCGAGCUGCAUAUGCAGGAGCAUGAAAAUUAUCGGUAAAUCUACACAUAACAGAAGCGGAACCUCCGAAAUGACCGUCAUUGCAGUGCGGGGAAACGGCUAGUCACAUUGCUAGGCCCUAAUUAGUUGUUACUAGACGGCGUCCUUUUAGAAAUAAAUUUAGCGAUUGUAAUCUUAUAUAAUAAGCAAUGACCGUCAUUGCACUGCGGGGGAAACGGCUAGUCACAUUGCUAGGCCCUAAUUAGUUGUUACUAGACGGCGUCCUUUUAGAAAUAAAUUUAGAGUUUGUAAUCGUAUAAAUUAAUCAACGUGAACGGCGGAGAGUGGAAAUAAAGCUGCAUGGCUGAUUCAACUGGAUUGCAAGAUUGUAGACGAUUUUUUAGCGAUCACCAGGCUCAGCCAUCCCGCUAACUGUAAUUAGCUGAAUAGGUCAUUCAAUAAUACUAAUAAUGUUAAUUAAUUAUGAAUUCAAAAACAAGAAAUUAAUAUAAUUAGUAUUAAUGUAUGUUGUUUUUAUCUUGGUUUUGUUUCUUUUAAAUAAGUGUGCCUUUAACGUUUCACUAUUUGACCACGUUCUGCAGUCCUUAUAACCAGACGCGAUUCUUAAAAAAAAAAAAUAAAUCUCAUGUCCGUUUUACCAUUUGGAAUUACAAAAGAGCUGUCAAUUUCAUUAACCAGCGAGUCUCAAGCUGUAUUCACACUGAGGGCAACGGGAGGACGAAUUUUCUCACACACAUUAUUUUGCAAAAAAAAAAAUCUACACACUUAUAGACAUAAACACUCACAUAUACUCGUCGUUAUCAUGAGCCAUCGCUAUGUUUAGUUUAUGCUUCCGACUCAAACAUUUUUGACACCUUUGAGCCAUGAGGGCGUGGGGUUGGCGGGUGGGGGCUGCUUCCUUCCAAUAAGUAUCAUGUGUUUGAGAACCGCCUCCUGAAUACCACCAUCAAUCACUACGAACCCAUCCCCUUGGCUCCGAAUUGUCAAAAAAUUUGUUAACAAGCUCGAGCCAGUAGACAUUUAGCCUAAAGUUAGCCAAACGCAGACCAGGACGUCAUACCUACACAUCAUUGGUUUUAUUACUAACCACCCUGCUAAAUUCAAAAAGUGCUUUGAAAAGUUUAACAAAAUUGUACCAUGUCGUGUCAACGUACACACAUAGAGUGACGACACCCCACUCCCCAACACAAACACACACAAAUUCCCGCACAGCUUUACCUAAGGCAGGUACAUUAAAAGCUAAACAUGGGGGGAGGGGGAAGAGGUAAAGAAGGGGACAUAUGCCCCCAGGUCACCAGAUCAGCUUUGCGCCAAAAUGAGCUUCAGUGGUGUUUGAUUGAUGAGACUAUUGGCGCUCAUAUUCGAGGUGGGAGCCGCGAAAUGACUCUUUUUUUUCGAGAACUCCACAUACGCCUCUGUAUAAAACUCUCAGACCCCAUGAAGUCGUCUUAAUCACGUGGGUCCUCCUGUUUUUAAUUGCAUUACUUAUAAACCAACAAUGUCUGCCUACUGUGAUUGAUAAAGUGUCACCACCACCCCCCCCCCUCUACAUACAAUAGUUUAGUUCAGCAAUCACGUUGAAACGCAGAGUUGUCAGACCAUUCUUAGAAAAAUUUGAUCAAAAACAACAAGAGGCUCGGAGCGGCGGUGGCUGGGACUACAUGGAAAUGCAUGUACCGAAUCUCUCACGCAGUCAUAUCAUCGGAGGUUGUGAAGGUCUUUUACGACUUGACGGCGUACUUACAACAAAAAAAAACACCAAAAAAACUAUGUGUUUGUUGUUCUUUAAGGUAGAAUUAUGUCAAUGGGCCUGUGGAAUUAGAUGCGGGUGUCUCAGCGGAAACACCUCCAAUGGACAGUUUCUUGGUUUCAUUGUAUAUAUCACUCAGCAGCAGGCGAUUAAAGAUGUACAUGGAGAUGUGUAGGACAAUGAUCGCUGCGUUGGGCGGUCACCGACCCCAAGGUGGCUCGUGUUACUUUAUAUUAGGGGACGACAUUUUGCAUAUGGCGUGGGUGGGGGGGGGUGUAGAAAGGGAUUGGCAAACAUCUUGGUCCGUUCCGUUUAGAAUUAAAUGUAGAAAACGCCAAGGGCUACAUGAGCACAGCGUAAAAUUUUAUUAACAAUUUUUUAAUAAAAUAUUUGCAUUUUUCCUACAGUUGAAAUAGCCCAGAGGAAGAAGAAAACUGCCGCCUGGUUUGUCAGCAACUGUGAGACGCCAUCGAGACGACGAGAGUACGUCAGAGAGUUGCAGGUAACACCUGAUUGGUUGUUGAAUAGGGAUGUGGGUCAUAUAGUCUACUUUAGACGGGGAAGUCAUCAACGACGUGGUCAGAGGGUUACGACCAGAGUGUGGGGUGAGGGCGGGGGGGGGCGGUCUCCAGUUUUCAACCCUGAAAGACAACUUAUGCGAUUUAUUUUUUCACUACACCAAUUCACUGCGGAGAGUCAAAACCUGGGUAGUUCAGGGGGAUGGGCUAAAAUCCCACACCUGCGAAAACUGACCACCGGUCGUUAAGGCAUAGAGUGCAACAGGACGAGUGACAGUAGUUAAAAACCAAGCUCAUUGGAAUGCAGACGUCGGUUCCUAGUUACUGUGAAAUGUCCAAACAGAAAGAGGUGUGCGGGAAAAUUUGUUAAAACAGACUGCAGGGGUACCGCAGAUAUCUGUGGAGACCGUCCUAAAAAAACUUUGGACUUUCGGAUUGCACGCGGCGCGAACAUUAGUUAUCAAAUAGUUAAUGACAAAUUUCCACUGAAGAUAAAGCAGGGAAUUAAUCAUAAUCCCAGUUCAAGGACGUCAGUUGAGUAGGGCAUGGAGGUGCAUGUGCCCUAAAUUUGAAUGACCAAGAUUAAAAAAACAAACUAGUUAUCAAUAUCUCAGACAGCAGAAAAUCAAACGUAAAACACAAAAAAAUAUAAAAAUAAGUAGCUGAAAACUAUUCUGUAGUGAAGGAUAUUUGUCAGUUGGUUCUUCCUAGCAAAAAAAUCAAAAUAAUUAUACAUUUUUACUUCUUAACGAUUAAUUAUUAAUAUUUUUUUUUAAUCUAGGAGAUUAAAUUUCCCAAUUUAAAUAGUUAAUUUCAAAAGUAGGAUUUCAAAAACAUUUAAGGCUAUCGAAAAUACCCCUAUCCAAGCUUAACAUCAUCGGAUUUUUUCAAAUUUAUGCACACAAUAAAUAUUGUUUAGACGUGCAUUUUUCCGUCAUAUUAUUGGAUCUUCUUCUUAUGCCUUUUUACCCUGACUGGGUUAAAGGCUGCCCACAUGCAUUUUCCAUUCACCAAAUUCCUGUGAUUUCCUUUCCAGUUGCUUCUAGGUGAAUCCCAUACCUUGCGUGUCUGCCUGUAGCUCACGACUCCAUACAUUCUUUGGCCUUCCUUUCUAUCUUUUCCCCUGUGGACUAAAUUUUAGGGAUUUUCUGGUGAUAUAAUCUCGGAGUUUUCGGAGAGUAUGCCCUGCCGACCUCCAUCUGUUCUUCAUGAUUUCGUCAUCAAUAUGGCACCUAGUAAGACCUUUCUAGCAGAUUUUUGUUGGUAAUGGUAUUUGGUCAUUUGAUGUUCAGGAUCUUUGUAAGGAAUGUGUUUAAAAAGGUCUGUACCUUCAGCGUAAUGCUCGCUGUUGUCUUCGAAGUUUCUGCUCCAUAUUAGUAGGACUGUCUUGAUAUUUGUUUUAAAUAUUCUAAAUAUGGUGUGCAGUUUCAGCUCCUUCGACUCCCAUAUUUUCUUUAAUAGCACAAAUGCUGGUUCUAGCCUUUCGAAUUCUAGCUAUAACAAUAUUUAAUAGUCAUAUAAAAUAGUAUAUCUUUUUCUUUCUUUUUUUCUUUAUUUUAGAAAUAUAUCGACGUGGACAUCUACGGAGCAUGCGGCCAGCCCUGCUCCAAAGACAACCCCGACUGUUUGGCACAACUGCCCCGGCUGUACAUGUUCUAUCUCUCCUUCGAGAACUCGAUCUGCACGGACUACGUCACUGAAAAACUCUUCAAGCUCUUCGAGCCGGAAAUGCACAUCGUUCCCGUGGUGAGGGGCGGGGCCAACUACGACCAGCAUUUACCCAAGAACACGUUCGUCAACGCGGCCAACUUCAAGACGGCCAAAGAUUUGGCGCUGCACUUGAAGAAACUGGCCGGCGACUUGAAGGCCUACAGCAAACUGCUGGAGUACAAGGACAUGUACUGGUCCGACGGCAGUCAAGGGAUUGACGGAACUGCUUGUUAUGUGUGCAAGUUUCUAAACACAAAGCCGGUGGAGAGCAAGGUCUACGAUAUGAAAGCGUGGAUGGGAGACAACCACUGCAGAGAACCGAAUGACAUAACUUGACCAAGGGCGUAUCCCCCAUAGUUUACUUCCUCUCCAGUGUCUGACAACUAAACUGGUCAUGAUUAGAAAGCCGUGUGAACGUCUUAAGUUCGUCUUGGUUUCGGAGUAAUUUUUGGAUUGCGAAAGAACAAGUUGUCAGCCCAUAGACUUGAGAAUUUUUUUAAUCAUGUGAUUUAAAGCUCUUGAGCUCGAUUCCCACCCAGCCACCUUUGACCUUAAACAACUUGGCGUUAUUGGGUAAAAAAUAGAAGAAAAAAAUAAUCUUCUAAUUGUACAUUGCCACAGUAUUAUAGCAUGG